Molecule: messenger RNA, 507 nt
Organism: Arvicola amphibius (Eurasian water vole)
Lineage: Eukaryota; Metazoa; Chordata; Mammalia; Rodentia; Cricetidae
Gene: Romo1
Product: reactive oxygen species modulator 1
Exons: 3
Coding region: 190-429 (79 amino acids)
Biological process (GO): protein insertion into mitochondrial inner membrane; protein import into mitochondrial matrix
Cellular component (GO): TIM23 mitochondrial import inner membrane translocase complex
Source: RefSeq, a predicted model, not a curated record
GCCCGCCUCCAAGUGGCUCGCAGCAUGCUGGCAGCAGUAGAGCCCACCAUCCACAGCGCUUCAAGUCUUCAGCCCAUGCUCCCGGAAGUAACUGCCCCGCGCUCCGGAAGCGAUCGGACGGGCGGCGAGCGCCCUCCGCCUAGCUUUCGGUGUGAGACGUAGAGUCGAGCGAACGCGGCGGCGAACGAGAUGCCGGUGGCCGUGGGUCCCUACGGGCAGUCCCAGCCCAGCUGCUUCGACCGUGUGAAGAUGGGCUUUGUCAUGGGUUGCGCCGUGGGCAUGGCGGCCGGGGCGCUGUUCGGCACCUUCUCCUGUCUCAGGAUCGGAAUGCGGGGUCGGGAACUGAUGGGCGGCAUUGGGAAAACCAUGAUGCAGAGUGGCGGCACCUUUGGGACAUUCAUGGCCAUCGGAAUGGGCAUACGAUGCUAAUCAGGGCAGUGAUUGCCGGCUACAUCUAUACUUUGCCAUCCAUUUCGACCCUUGUACAAUAAAAGUUUUUUCUUCUCA